AAAGAAUUCCGUGUAUUUAAUUACUCCCUGAAUACUUAUUACUUGCUUAGUUUGUGUAUCAGUUGAAUUCAGGUGAUGAAACAGCGUAUGAGAAAACUACUAAGUACAUUUACUUCUGCAGUGACGAAUACUCGUCCCACUCCCGCAUGUAAACAAGUGAUUUCUAGUCAACUCGUACCCUGACCAACUUGUACCAAAAAGACAAGUCAACUCAUACCCAAGAAUCUGCCCAUAAUGCAAUAUAUAUGCGCAUAUAGCUUAAGUACGAGUUGUCAUCAAUUGAAGAGGAGUCAACUCGUAACAAGAUUCUUGGAUAUGUGUUGACUUUUUGCCUGUUGGGUACAAGUGGACCUAUUUGGUACGAGUUGACCAGGGUACGAGUCGGUCAGGGUACGAUUUCACUUGACUCCAAACAAGUUGUUUUGCGCCUUACUUUGUACGAGAGUUCUUUACAGGGAAAUAACUCGAACGUAUCUCGAAACCGGCGUAUUACAUAAAUCAAAAUUAGGAUUAGAUACACAGAGAAUCCACAUCUAUCGGAGAUAUUGUCACCGCAAAAAUAAAAAUGCGGGGGGGGGGGGGGGGUAGUAGUGUCCAUACUUCAGUUGCCUGUUGUUUAUAAAAUGUGAUGACCCUAGGCCUCGGACCCGUGGCAUGGACUUAUCAGAACUGACUGAGUGACAUAUCUGUUCGCUAUGAAUAUACAGUAAGAAAGCACAGAUAAUGUGUUUUAGAAAACAAUUAGGCCUAUUUAGUGAAUUCAUGUGCAAUCACGAGAAAGGGGUUUCCUUACAACAUGGCGGGCACACGAGUGCAUGUCAAUAUGUGACAGAAUUACAGCGAGAUAUUGAGAAGAAGAUAAGAACGCUACAGUAUGACUGUUCCCAGCUGCAGAUGCUCUUCAAGCCUUGGCCAAGAAAAGGUCCACCUGAUGACAAAGAAAUGUUCAAUGUCAUGAACACACACUCUGAAAAUCCCAAAUCCGAAGAAGUCCACAGAGAAAGCUUAACGCAAGAUGAAAAAGAGGCAAUGGAUGCCAUGGAAAAACUUCUUGUUAAGGCCCAGAAAGCAAGAGACCUACAGAAAAAGACUGAGGAGUGUCCAAAGAGUUAUUCAAGGACCUCUGCUUCAUCUUCACAAACACUUGCUUCAUCUUCACAAAGGAAAGAAUUGAAAACAGAUGAAGAGGGAAAACCAAAGACUGCCAUGUCUACUGAUAAGAUAAAUUCUUCCAUUAAACAUGAUGUUAAAAACAAAAUAUUGAAAACAUCAACUUCUGAUAAACUUACACAAAAUAAAAAAGCAGAAAUCAGAAAGCUGAAUGGAAUGAGCAGACCACCGCCAUCCAAUAAAUAUCAUGUUAAAGCACCCUUUCAAACAAAUCCAUGUCUUUCAUUUCCUAAAAAUUCCACAAAUCAGGAAGCCAUGACUAAGGGAACAAGGAGCAAAAAGUUUGUACCUAGAGGUGCAACAAAGGCCAUGAAAGGGACACCUGCUGCUGGUCAGAUCAAGCAGAGUCAGAGUGCUGGUCAGGGUCACAGUGCUGGUCAUGUCAGUCAAGGUCACAGUGCUGGUCAGGUCAAUCAGGGUCACAGUGCUGGUCAGGUCAGUCAGGGUCACAGUGCUGGUCAGAUCAAGGUUAUCAGUCAGGGUCACAGUGCUGAAUCACAAAGCAUGGAGAAAGGUGAAAUAGAGACAAAGAAUAAUGAAAAAUUUGAAAUGGAUGAUACAUCACCGGAUUCUAGAGAGAAAACGAAGUCACCGCCUGGGCACUCUAGUUGCAUCGACUCGAAAUCAGUACGUGUGGAGAAAUGUCCAGCACCUAGUGUUAGUGGUGCAACAUUCAAGGAACACAUUGGUGAACCGGAAGCUGAUAACAGAUUUCACUUGUUAAAAAAUGGAAAUGAUAUAGACAUUCCAGUCAAACUGAGGAGGUUAGUUUCUUUGAACCACAAACUGAGACAAAAAUUAGCUGUCACAAAAGUCACAAAGAAAGUGGACUCUACAAAGUCUGGACAAUAUUUCUUGGAUUCUUUAGAGCGACUGUUUGAUCGUGAUUUAGGCUAUGACAUGGCAGCCAAUCUGCAGAGAGCUGAACAAGAGUAUGACAGUCUGAGGAGGAUGCUGGAGGAGCUGACAACAGAGCUGACUGAUGAUGAAGCUAAUUUAUUUGAGGUGCUGAGAACAAAGAAUAUUUUGGAAUUAGUACUAACAAGAUUUUAUCAACUUCAGGAGGAAACUUCACUGGAAAAUACAGAAUGUCUGCAUGAUCUUAAGUUCGUCAAAGCUCCAGCGGAACACCAAUGGAGUCCUUCACCCCCACACAGCAAGUCAGCCAUGUUGUGGUCUCCAUUUAUAGAUAAAUUCACCUUGCCGUUGUUGAAUUCCCAAGUCUGUUAUCGGUCCUAUAAACAGCUGGAACGCUAUCUCCAUCUUGUGUUCCAGCUACAGUACAAACAACUGACCAAGAAAAUUCAAAGCGCUCUCGUCUCCACAGUUACAGCUCAGAUGGAGUCAACAGAUAUUUCUCCAUGUGAUUAUUCACAGUUGCUGCGAUCACUCAGUUUUGUGACAGACUCUAAGACUUACCCUGUAAUUGUGCGAGACACCAUGGAAGACACGGAGCAAUCCUCGAGCUAGUCCAGAUCUAGACACGGAGCAAUCCUCGAGCUAGUCCAGAUCUACAGUCAAUGUCAUUAUAGUUAUCUUCUGUUGUAUUUUUAAAAUCUAUGUACAUGCAUCAUAAAAGAUUUAAACCAUU
Ostrea edulis (European flat oyster) is the source of this 2761-nucleotide messenger RNA. RefSeq lists its product as uncharacterized. The transcript has 11 exons. NCBI's taxonomy places the organism in Eukaryota, Metazoa, Mollusca, Bivalvia, Ostreida, Ostreidae. The coding region runs from base 724 to 2640 and encodes 638 amino acids. The record is from RefSeq and is a predicted model, not a curated record.